This is a messenger RNA of Olea europaea var. sylvestris, 1325 nucleotides long. Its product is annotated as metal tolerance protein 11-like. NCBI's taxonomy places the organism in Eukaryota, Viridiplantae, Streptophyta, Magnoliopsida, Lamiales, Oleaceae. Gene Ontology annotation, molecular function: manganese:proton antiporter activity. Gene Ontology annotation, biological process: monoatomic cation transport; transmembrane transport. Gene Ontology annotation, cellular component: membrane. The transcript has 7 exons. The record is from RefSeq and is a predicted model, not a curated record. The coding region runs from base 333 to 908 and encodes 191 amino acids.
GAGAAAGUAUUUACAAAAGAUUUUAUGGUUCAAAAAAUUCCGCUAUUGUCAACCAGAAUCAUUUAUUCCCCCAAAAAAUCCUUCGAGUUUCGCUAAAUUUACACAUUCUACUCAUUUUUCUUCCAAUUUAAGAGUGAAUUUUUUCAAUUUUUCUCAAGUGCAAGUGAACGGGAAAUGGUGGAAACAUAAAUACCAACGACUCCGAAGAGCAACUUUUGUUGCCGGAGACAAGAAGCGGUGACCAUUCGUGGCGGUUGAACUUCGAUGGAUUCCAUUUAUCCCAUGAGCACAAAGAAAAACCUCCUCGUGGGCUCCAUGACUAUCUUGGGGUUAUGGGUCCAGAAGAUAAUGUUGCAGAGUAUUAUCAGCAACAGGUAGAGAUGUUGGAGGGGUUCAAUGAAAUGGAUGUACUAGCAGAGCGAGGUUCUGUAGCAAUAGUGUCAAAGAGAGACAGGGAAAAGUUGGUUAGAAGUGAAACAAUUGCCAACAUAAUGUCAAAUGUUGCAAGUAUGCUUCUUUUUGCAGCUAAAGUUUAUGCAUCUAUCAGUAGUGGUUCGUUGGCCAUUGUUGCGUCGACAUUAGACUCGCUUCUCGAUCUACUAUCUGGUUUUAUCCUGUGGUUUACUGCUUUUUCCAUGCAGACGCCAAAUCCUUAUCGAUAUCCUAUUGGAAAGAAACGUAUGCAGCCUCUGGGAAUCCUUGUUUUCGCUUCUGUCAUGGCAACUUUAGGUCUGCAGAUUAUACUGGAGUCCCUGCGCGCAUUAGUUUCUGAUGAUGACGAAUUCAAUUUGACAAAGGAGCAAGAGCAAUGGAUCAUUGGCAUUAUGCUUUCAGUGACUCUGUGUCUGGAUGGACCUUGUUGGAGUUAUUGGCUAUAUGGAUCCUUAUUCGCCAUUCAGCUCGGUUAAUCACUACAUCUCAACUAUAUAAUUCCCAACUUCAACUGGUUAUUUAUUUAUUUAUUAUUAUUAUUAUUUUAUUUUAUUAUUAUUAUUUUUUUGGGUCUGAAAGAUAUUGGACAAUAAUCCCAUUUAAGACAACAUGUUCCCAUAUAAUUGAUCAGAUUUUAAACAUUAAAAGCCAGAAGAGAGUCCUGUGAUUGUCCCAAGCUUGAUGGGUCCAUUAUUGGUAAUUUUAUGAGAUGCUUGACAAGCUUACCUUGUAAGUUAUUAUUUAUAAAUACAUUUAUGGUGAAGAAUGAUUCAUGUGGUCAACCCCAAUCUUAUUGAGAAUGAGGCUUAGUUUGUUUUCUUUUUAUGGUGAUACCAUCUUAAUUUAUGUAAUUUCUCCUUUUCCUGUCUCCAUACGAUUUAGAUCUUUGCCUU